Molecule: messenger RNA, 1455 nt
Organism: Amphimedon queenslandica
Lineage: Eukaryota; Metazoa; Porifera; Demospongiae; Haplosclerida; Niphatidae
Product: comE operon protein 3-like
Exons: 2
Coding region: 250-1290 (346 amino acids)
Source: RefSeq, a predicted model, not a curated record
GGGUGGAUGAGAAGGACUUCAAAUGUAAACAACCUCAGUCAGUUUCAGUAUAAGCUUGUGAGUAUCCAGUAAACACUAAGGAUAAUCUUAUCAUCAAAGCUAAGCAUUCUAUACUGGACAAUUGAAGGUGAACCUCAACAGUCUAACAAACUUGCUUCUACUGAGAAGAAGUCUUUAGAGCAAAGAGGAUUGGAUAUAUUGCUGAUUUAAGGUACUGCUAUCGAUCAUUGCCAAUUGUGUAGGGACAAGAUGUCCUUUAACUUACUAAGUGUGUAUCUUUUUAUCGCUGGGCUAGUUAUACACGUGUCACUAUGCUCCCCCCAACUACCUGAUGCAGAUGACAAUCUCAAUAUAUAUGCUCUACCAGUUGGACAGGGAGACUGCACUGUGAUACAGUGUCCCAAAACUAGGACAGUUAAGGGGAAAGGAGUCAUCACAAUCAUUGACGCUGGCACAAGAAAGAAUCAUUUCAAAAAAGAAGCUUUUGGUCAUUAUCUUAAAGGAGCAACCAUUAAAUAUGUUAUCCUCACUCACCCUCAUACAGAUCAUUAUAACCUCAUUGAUUCUAUACUUGAAGGACAUACAGAAACCCCAAAAGUAUACCAUUCAUGUGAUUGGACCAAAUAUAAGGGAGUAAAAAAACCAAAACCAAACAAAUUAACAAGAAUUAAAAAUUGUAUAGGGAAAAAGAAGUGCAAUAGAGAACUCAAACUCUGUGACUCUCGGUCCGUCACAUUGACAGUCAUUGCUUCAGAGCAGGGAAAAUGUGGAAAGCAUCCAAAUGAGGACAGCAUUGUAUCAAAGAUAACAUACAAUGGAGUUUCAACGCUCAUUUCUGGUGACUUAGAAGGAAACGAUAAAAUGAUAAAUGCCUUUCUCCAAGGUGCAGGAGCUGAAAUUAAAGCAGAUAUAUAUCGUCUUGCACACCACGGUGCCUAUGCUGAGACAGGCAGUAAACAGUGUAACCGUCCAGAUCUACUGAGAGCAGUUGGCGCAUCUUAUUACUUCUCAAGUAGUGGCUUGGAUGACAAAUACAGACACCCCCGCUGCAAAUUAUACCACGAAAUUACAAAAAAUCGUACCAACUUAAAAGUAAAAAAUCAUCACUAUACUUGUUAUGAAGAUGUUAAAAAACCUUACACGACUAAUAAGCCAAUAUAUGUUACAACACUUGAAGAAAAUAAAAAACGUAAAGACUACGUGAUACGUUUUGCAAUAAAGAAAGUCGGUACUAUUAUACCCAGCAUAACUCCAUUUAAUGGAGCCUUAAAGGGACGCCAAGAACUUUAAAUUUGAGGAAUGCUUUGGAUUGGAAAAGCUACUAACUAUGUACAAGUAAUUAAUAGUGCUAGAAAGUAACAUAAUAGUUUGUAUAGUUAAUGGCUGAUAAUACAAUUCAUUUCAAAAAUAGACAUAAUUUAUAAUUUUAUGAAACCAAAAAGGUUAAGCGCAAGC